AUGGUAGGACUCCCCGUGUACAUUGCUACGAAUAACACCACCACCUCAACAGAUAAAAUCAUUGUGGUUAUGACAGACGUCUUUGGAUGGGAACUCAAGAAUAUACGUCUUCUAGCUGAUGAAUACGCAUCGAACGGUUUCUACGUCCUCGUACCAGACUUCUUUAAAGGCGAUCCAGUUCCACUUGAACUCGAAGCAAAGCUAGCUCCUCCGUCAGCACCAAAGAGAAAUUUCUUUACUGCAGUGAGUGAUACAUUUAGCGCCGCUACAACUGUCGGGCCUUGGCUUAUCCGACAUCGAGAAUCAGUAUCGAAACCAAUCGUCGACAGUUUCUUCAUCGGACUUCGACAACAGUAUCCAUCUUCAAAGAUCGGAGCAGUCGGUUUCUGCUGGGGUGGUCGAUACGCUAUUCUUCUCACUCAUACAGAUGCAAAAGUCCAGGUUGAUGCAGCUGUCGCAAUUCACCCGAGUUUGCUGUCCAUACCUUCGGAAAUUGAAAAGAUUGCAAAACCAGUUAGUUUCGCAGUUGGUGAUAAAGAUCAGUACAUGUCAGUUAAGCAAGCCGAUCAAACAAGACUGAUCCUGUCGAAGAAGACAAACGUCGAUGGAGAAGUUGAAGUGUAUCCAGGAAUGGUACAUGGAUUUGGUUGUAGAGGAGAUUUGACAAUAGAAGAGAAUAAAAAGGGACAUGAUAGAGCAAUGAAACAAACUAUAGAUUGUGCACCAUUACAAUCAUGUAGCUGUCCAGUUGGCAUGAAACAAUAUUCAUGUAAACAUUCGGGUGGAUUGGCAAUUUUAUUUAACUUGUAUCAAGUUAGCGAUAAAACACGUAUUCAACCAUUGAGCAAACGAAAAACAAAAGGACGCCUCAAGAAAGUUAGCAAAGCUUUAAAUUUGUAA
Messenger RNA from Didymodactylos carnosus, 900 nucleotides. The record is from the annotation of a GenBank genome assembly. Lineage: Eukaryota; Metazoa; Rotifera; Eurotatoria; Philodinida; Philodinidae.